Molecule: messenger RNA, 2586 nt
Organism: Eremomyces bilateralis CBS 781.70
Lineage: Eukaryota; Fungi; Ascomycota; Dothideomycetes; Eremomycetales; Eremomycetaceae
Product: root hair defective 3 GTP-binding protein
Exons: 4
Coding region: 1-2586 (861 amino acids)
Biological process (GO): endoplasmic reticulum membrane fusion
Cellular component (GO): endoplasmic reticulum
Molecular function (GO): GTP binding; GTPase activity
Source: RefSeq, a predicted model, not a curated record
AUGAAUGGCCAUUUCGCAUCCAACGAGGCGGCGACGCCGGAGCAGUACGAGCAUGGCGUCCAAGUGAUAGACGAGGACAAAACUUUCAACUCGAAACUUGGAACAUACCUUGCCAUCGAAAACAUCAUACCAGCUGGAUUCAACUACCAUUUGAUAUCUGUCUUUGGUUCACAAUCGACUGGCAAAUCGACGUUGCUCAACCACUUGUUUGGCACCCAGUUUGGGGUGAUGUCAGAGGAGGAACGGAAGCAGACAACGAAGGGUAUUUGGCUAUCGAAGAAUAAGAAAGAUGGUGCAAAGGACAACUCAAACCAACGAUCCAUGGCAGAGAAUAUCCUCGUCAUGGAUGUCGAAGGGACCGAUGGUAGAGAACGAGGCGAAGAUCAAGACUUUGAGCGGAAAGCCGCCCUUUUUGCUUUGGCUACCAGCGAGGUGCUGAUUGUCAACAUAUGGGAACACCAGGUCGGGCUUUAUCAAGGUGCAAACAUGGGGCUGUUGAAGACCGUGUUCGAAGUCAAUCUUCAGUUGUUUGUUAAGGAUAGAGAAUCCAUACCCCGAUCGCUGCUAUUCUUCGUCAUCCGCGACCAUUUAGGACACACACCCCUUGCCAACCUUCGAAACACCCUCCUACAAGACCUGUCGCGAUUAUGGUCAACCAUCAACAAACCACCAGGUCUCGAAAUUUCUACCAUCGAUGACUACUUCGACUUCGCCUUCGUCGCACUGCCCCACAAGAUCCUCCAACCCGAUGCUUUCGUAGCUUCGAUCGACAAGCUAGGAAAGCGAUUCAAGGAGGGCUAUAAGGAUCCCAAUAAAUCCCAGCCUAAAUUUCUGGAGAACGAAGAUGAACCGAUUCUAUUACCGCAGUACCACCGACGCAUUCCCGCCGACGGAUUUCCGAUAUAUGCGCAAAGCGUAUGGGAUCAGAUCAACAGCAAUAAGGAUCUCGACCUACCCACGCAGCAGGAGUUACUCGCGCAGUUCCGCUGCGAUGAGAUUUCACGCGAGGUGCUCGAGGAGUUCGACGAGGUGAUCAUGCCGUUUGAACGGAAACAGGCCGAAGGAGCGCGUGUCGGGACGCCUGUCGUCGUCUCGGAUCUGGGCAAGGGGAUCAACAAGGCCCGCGCCACCACCAUCGCAAGCUUCACCGAGAAGGCCAGCCGGUACCACAAGGGCGUCUUCGCGCGCAAGACGGUGGAGUUGGAAGACAAGAUCGACUCGCGCCUGAAAGUGUUGGUAAAAGGACAAUUGGACGCCGCGCAUCGAGACUCUAUCCGCGGCUUUAGCGAGGGCGUCAGCCAAGAAGUCAAGCUCAAUCAGAAGAAAGGCGGCGUGUAUGACUUUGCGGAGAUCGUUGACAAUAAGAAGCAAGCGGCGCUUGAAUUGUUCGUGUCCGUCGCGACGGCGACGGCCAUCGAGGGCGCUGACUGGAGUUCGUUCGAUGAGGAACUGGUGCUGUUGAAAAAAGAGCUGGACGACGCUAGCAAGCGGCUCAGGGGCGAGGAGAUGCGCCGACUGGCGACUCGGGUCGAGCGAUGGGUUAAGUCACGAGUUGGAGAAGCUGUGGGGCUGGAGUUCAAUAAAUUGGGCUCCGGACGCGGUGGCUCCGGCGCACCGGCUGAGGGUGAGAAGCCGGCGGAUGAGCGGGACUUGUGGGAUCGGGUGUGGAAGACGUUCGUCGACAUCGUCGCGCACGCGGAGUCCCGGUUCAGCGACCGCGCCAAGAGUUUCGACGCCAGCCCGGAAGAAGUGGAGGUCGGGCUGUGGCGAUUGCGAAGGAAAUCGUGGGGCGUAUUGCAGGACAAGAUCGAGGAAGAGCUGAUGGAGGGUAAUCUACUCUUGAAACUGCGCGAAAACUUCGAGGACAAGUUCCGGUACGACGACGAGGGCGUACCGCGCAUCUGGCGGCCGACGGACGAUAUCGAAGGGCUGUAUACCCGCGCCCGCGAGUCGACGCUUACGCUCAUCCCGCUACUCGCGCGCUUUAAACUGCUCGCGACGAACUCGCCGCCACCGCUAGAAGAGUGGAUCGGGAACGCACCGCAGGCGAUGACGCCAGCGGACGAAGAGGACCUCGCUCCGAUUGGCGGGGUGGAUGAGGAGGAAGGCACGAGUCUGGAGGAAGAGAUGACUGUGUUGAGCGAUGUGAAGAUUCAAGAUCUGACGGUGCGGUUUAAGAAGACGGCGGAUGGAGUGUAUGUGGAGGCGAAGCGAAGUGCCAUUGGAGGGAUUACUCAGGUGCCAUUGUAUUUCUAUGGGAUUUUGCUGGCGCUGGGUUGGAACGAGAUCGUUGCUGUGCUACGAAACCCUGCCCUGUUCAUCCUCCUAAUCCUCUCCAUAGUCGGCGCAUACGUUACCUACACCCUCAACCUCUGGGGCCCUAUGAUCCGCAUGACCAACGCUGCUUCACAGCAAGCCCUCGAGAUCGGCAAGGAGAAAUUGCGGGAGUUCCUCGAGCAGUCGGACGCGGGGAGGCAGGCGAUGGCCAUGAGUGGCGAAUCCCGACGAAAAGAUGCGGAUAACAUCAGCUUGGAUACGUUGAAUAGCCAGGGCAGGAGGGCCAAUGAUGACGAUGACGAUAUUUGA